Messenger RNA from Pterocles gutturalis (yellow-throated sandgrouse), 849 nucleotides. It is a transcript of the gene IGSF5, whose product is annotated as immunoglobulin superfamily, member 5. Gene Ontology annotation, biological process: cell-cell adhesion. The record is from RefSeq and is a predicted model, not a curated record. The transcript has 5 exons. The coding region runs from base 1 to 849 and encodes 282 amino acids. Lineage: Eukaryota; Metazoa; Chordata; Aves; Pterocliformes; Pteroclidae.
AUGGAGAGGUGCCAGAAAUUCAUUUUAAUUCCUCUCAUCUUAACCACCUCACUACCAGGUCUUGGCUUUUGUUACUCUAUUAUAAAUGGCCCUGCUAAUGCAACGGUCCUUGCUGGUUCAGAAGCCCACUUUAAUUGCACUGUGUCGGUAGGAUGGGUAAUUCUCAUUUGGCUGUCCAAUGGAAAUCCUGUCCUCACUGUCAUCAGUUCUCAAGGGCCUUUUGAAACACCAGGCCGCUUCACCUCUCAAAAUUAUACCAGUGGCAAUGCGUUUACCUCAGAGCUGAUCAUCCACAACACACAGCUGAGUGACUCUGGGAAAAUUGAAUGCAGCAUCCAGCAACCUGGUAACAGCAGUUUUGCAUUUCUUUCUGUUCAAGUUAAUGGAUCUUUAUUCAUCAAAAAUAGCACCUUAACAGUAAAAGACAACAAAACAGUUGAAAUUGUUUGUGAAGCCUUAGGAUGGGCUCCAGCUCCAGACAUUACCUGGAUGACAAAUGACUCUUUCAUUGAUAAGUCGAGGUAUGUUACCCAGGAAAGUCAAGGAUCUAAUGGCCUCCGCAAUGCCCUGAGCAUCCUAACUUUGACUCCGAUGGACACUGAGAUUUUGACUUGUUUAGCUGACAUAGAUGCACUCCCUAACCCUCAGAAUGCAACUGUAACUGUUAUUUUUGUCAACUCUGCUAUAGAAAAUGAUUACAGUGAAGACAGCAGAAGCACGUGGGUUAUUGUAGUUGCGGUUGUGCUUUCAUUUGUUGGUAUUAUUCUUCUGAUCAUUAUUAUUGUGGUUGCUGUACGCUGCUGCUGCCUAAAGAAGAAAAGAUCUACGUAUCAAAAUGAAAUAAGGUAA